AUGUCAGGGAUUAUUAAAAAGAAAGGUAAGCUUUCUAUGCAAGGUUAUAAAGAUCGUGAAUUUACAGUCAACAGACAAGGUAUAAUGAAAUAUGGUAAGCCUCGCGAACAGAAUAAAUGGAAGAAAGUCAUAAAGCUUGAAGACAUAUCCGAUGUAUCACCAUAUAAUCAUAACCCUCGUCAUGGUUUCACAAUCACUAAAAAAGAUGGAAGAAUUUUAUAUUUCGUCGCCCAAAACGAUGAAGAGAAGUGGAAAUGGAUAAACGGAUUUAGGCAGGCUCUUAGAGUAAUCACAAAACCAAAUGAAUCAAAUUUAGAAAAUGCUAUAAUGGACCCUAUGGAUUAUACUUUCAUUCCUCUCCUAAAAUUAUCAAAAUAUUCGUCCACUGGUAUCUGGAGAUGGAGAUUCUUUGUCGUUUCUAAAGUUUUUGUUGUUUAUUAUCAAGAUCCUACCAUGGCAGAAGAGCUUGGUGCAUUCCCGAUCACCGCUGUUGUUAAAAUAGCUUUUACAACAACUAAACAUGGAGAAAAGACUUUACAAGUUGAUGUAAAGACGAAUGAAAAAAGAUCUUACUUCUUUUCUCACCCCGAUCAAAGUCAACUUGAAAUAUUUAAUAAUCUUAUUUCACCAAAGGAUAAGGCCAAACUUUUUGGUCCCAAGAAAUCUGCAUAA
This is a messenger RNA of Trichomonas vaginalis G3, 672 nucleotides long. Its product is annotated as PH domain-like family. The record is from RefSeq and is a predicted model, not a curated record. The coding region runs from base 1 to 672 and encodes 223 amino acids. NCBI's taxonomy places the organism in Eukaryota, Parabasalia, Trichomonadida, Trichomonadidae. The transcript has a single exon.